Exophiala aquamarina CBS 119918 is the source of this 633-nucleotide messenger RNA. RefSeq lists its product as uncharacterized. Bases 1 to 633 code for a protein of 210 amino acids. The record is from RefSeq and is a predicted model, not a curated record. Lineage: Eukaryota; Fungi; Ascomycota; Eurotiomycetes; Chaetothyriales; Herpotrichiellaceae. The transcript has a single exon.
AUGGAGCCAAAAUCAUCUCGCGGCAUCAAACGGCCACAUUCCACUUCUGAUUUCACACUCGGUGAAAAUGAAAUUAGCAGCACCAGCAUCAAUCACAGUCGCAGCCAUGGAACGCAACAAAGCCAAAGCCAACUCACCAUGCGCAGGCUUGCAGGAACACCACGUCGGGGUGGCAAUAGUACACCUCAUGCCGGAAACCCGACAGCCUUGACACCACCGCAAUAUACGGGAGCAAAUCGAAUACAUCGACAGCCUGCGCCAAAGGCCCGUCGCUCACCUCUCCCUUUCACGUACGGAUCGGAAGUCAGCCUGAACCCUGCCAUGUUGUCAGCUCUCCCAGAACCUACUGCAGUCCAACAGAUCAAAAUGGCAAUUCCUGCGAUCCCGCGAUUGAUGACUGGCCACGUAGACAUCGCAAAGAUGAUCAGCAUGUUGAUUGCCAAUGCAAUGACAGAUCUACCCGCGACGGUUACGAAAUCCGAUCACAGUGUCCACGUCCACAGAGCAAGCAAAACGGACACUCCUGGGGCCGACUUUGACCUGCUUUUUAAUAGUUUGUCUGAGUCAGGUCUUGUCGGCGCAAAGAAUCCAACGACCCCGAUGAGGGGGCAUGGCACACUUGUGAACAAAUGA